AUGCCAGCUGUUUCGGCAACCGAGAUCUCUCUCUCUGCGCCAUCAGUAUCCUCGGAGCCGCCGAGCCUACCAAUCGACGGCAUGGGCAGUAAUCACAUGAAUCUUUCUGUAUCAACUUUCGGCAAUAGCAACUCGGAUUACCAGAUUGCAGACGUUCCACAGCAGCAGCAGCAUCAGGAUGGCUAUCCCGGGCCCUUUAUACCAGAACCGCUACCUAACAAUUUUGAUCCUUCUCUGGACGCUCUCGAUUUUGAGGCUCAGUUUCCAUCUUGGAUCGUACCCACCGAUCUCGAUUUUCACACAGGCAUCCUUGAUACACCACUUGCCACAAGUAUGGCGGAACUUAGACCUGGCUGGCCAGAUAGUCCGUUCACGACGUUCGGUUCGUCAACGUACAAACCCGUGAACAACAUGCAGCAUUUGUGGUUCACUCCCAACGACGAAGGGCAGGAGGAAGUCCCCCAAUCGGGACCCGCGACCCCUCCAGCCUCCCACGUCGAAGUCGACGAUUCUUAUCGCCAAACACUGCACCAAAGUCUGUUGAUCCGCUCGGUUGAGCAGAGUCUCCCGUCAUCAGACUUUCUCAACCUCUGCGUGAGAUCUUAUUUUGCAAAAUUCCACCCAGUGUUCCCCGUAGUUCACGCUCCGACCUUCCGCCCUUCAAAGGCCAACUCGAUGGUUCUGUUGUCCAUAUGCUCCGUGGGCAGCCUCUUCACAGGUUCAGCGCACGCCAUUCGGCAAGGAGUACAAAUCUUUGAACGCCUACACAAGGCCGUCCUGGCCAAUUGGGACCGUCUCAUCUCUCGCGGAACCGACGAGAAAAUAUCGCUCAUCCAGACGGCGAUAAUCGGACAGACCUUCGGGCUGCUCUCCGGAGAACCCAGGCAUCUCUCGAUCGUGGAUACUUUCAACGGGACUUUGAUCUCGUGGGCCCGACGUCUAUCGACGUUCAAAACAAAGAAGCUGAAAGGACUCGACCUCAGCCUCGGGCCGGCUGAGCUGGAAAAGCAGUGGCGAGAAUGGGCCAAGAACGAAGAGCUCAUCCGGAUCGCACUGGCCGUGCACAUCCACGACGCCGAGCUCGCGAGCAUUUUCCACCACGAGCCGUUCCUGCGGCACAAUUCGCGCCAACUGCCCGUGGCGGCGUCGAGCCAGAUGUUCAUGGCCUCCAAGGCGGAGGAAUGGCGCCAGGCGUACCUCGACGACGCCAGCAACUUCGAAAUCGACAACAAUACCCCGGCGUCAGUCGACGCCCACAUCGACUUCGACAUGCUCUCGACGCCGCAGAGCAGUUACUUCACCGCGUAUACGGUCCUCGAGGGUAUCUGCGUCAACAUCGUCGAGAACAGGAUUGAUGCGCGCUCGUCCCCCACGACGAUGGAAGACCUUUCGGACCUGCUCAACACUUUUUUCAACCGCUUCCUCUUGGGCGCGCCUUCGUGGAAGGCAGACCACAUGGACAUGAUCAUCCUGUGGCACCUCGCGUACAUGUCCAUCUGCGCCGACUUUGACCUUUUGGAAAAGGCCAUUGGCCGCGACGGGUCGCAGCUAUCGGGCGAGGACCGCGUCGCCGUCACGACCUGGGCAAACUCGAACAACGCCAAGCGCUGUGUCAUCCACGGCGCCAUCGUCGCGAAGAAACUCGAGGACCUGCCGCUCGGCUCGGAGCCCGCGAUCCACGUGCCCCGCGCCAUGUUCAGAGCCGGCAUCGCCUGGUUCUGCUACACCCGCUUCGGCACGCGGGCAGUCGACGGCGCCAGCAACGGCAAGUCCAACAAGGCCGUCACGACCGAGGGCCUUGAUUUCCCUGAAUUCAGACUACUCGGGGUCAAUCCCGCCUUGUUGCUAUUUCAGGUCAACGGCUACAAGCACGGUCUUCCUACGACGGCCGAGAUCAAUGCGGCGUUGUGUGGUCUGACUGAUCUCCUUAGACGUAUUGGGCAUUGGGAGAUAGCGCGCAGGUUCGCGGCCAUAUUGGGUGCUCUUUUACAUAAUGACGCCGAUUGA
Messenger RNA from Exophiala spinifera, 2007 nucleotides. RefSeq lists its product as uncharacterized. Bases 1 to 2007 code for a protein of 668 amino acids. NCBI's taxonomy places the organism in Eukaryota, Fungi, Ascomycota, Eurotiomycetes, Chaetothyriales, Herpotrichiellaceae. The record is from RefSeq and is a predicted model, not a curated record. The transcript has a single exon. Gene Ontology annotation, cellular component: chromatin. Gene Ontology annotation, molecular function: zinc ion binding; RNA polymerase II cis-regulatory region sequence-specific DNA binding; DNA-binding transcription factor activity, RNA polymerase II-specific. Gene Ontology annotation, biological process: regulation of transcription by RNA polymerase II; DNA-templated transcription.